AUGGAAACAGUCAACCAAAACCACAGUGUCUCUGAGUUCAUCCUCCUGGGACUCUCCUCCAGACCUGAGGACCAGGUACCACUCUUUGUCAUCUUUCUCAUCAUGUACCUGGUCACUAUAACUGGGAAUCUGCUUAUCAUCCUGGCCAUCCGCUCUGACCCCCAGCUGCAGACCCCCAUGUACUUCUUCUUGAGCUUCCUAUCUUUCAUUGACAUUGGCUUCACCACCACCAUUGUCCCCAAGAUGCUAGUGAACUUCUUGUCAGAAAAGAAGACCAUCUCCUAUGUUGGGUGUGUGACACAGAUGUAUUUUAUUUAUGCUUUGGGCACUAUUGACAGUUGCCUCCUGGCAGUCAUGGCCUUUGACCGCUACGUGGCCAUCUGUGACCCCUUCCACUAUGUCACCACCAUGAGCCACCAGCGCUGUGUCCUGCUGGUGGCCUUCUCCUGCUCAUUCUCUCUCCUCCACUCACUGCUUCACACACUGUUGCUGAAUCUGCUCACCUUCUGUGACUCCAAUGUCAUCUACCACUUCCUCUGUGACAUCAAUGCUCUGCUGAAAUUGUCUUGCACCUCCACAUUCCUCAAUGAAAUUGUGAUAAUGACAGAAGCACCUAUUGCUCUGGUGACCCCCUUUCUUUGCAUUGUUUUAUCUUAUCUAAGAAUCCUUAUUGCAGUUCUCAAGAUCCCCUCAGCUGCUGGGAAACGCAAAACCUUCUCUACCUGUGGUUCUCACCUGACUGUGGUGACACUCUUUUAUGGGAGCAUCUUCUAUGAAUAUUUACAACCCUUAUCCAGCUACACUAUUAGCACCCGCAUGGCAACGAUUGUCUACACAGUUCUGUCCUCCAUGCUAAACCCUUUUAUCUACAGUCUGAGAAACAAAGACAUGAAGAGGGGCUUGGGGAAGCUGUUGAGCAUAAGGAAAUCUUAG
This is a messenger RNA of Sorex araneus (European shrew), 933 nucleotides long. Its product is annotated as olfactory receptor 1L8-like. Gene Ontology annotation, molecular function: olfactory receptor activity; G protein-coupled receptor activity. Gene Ontology annotation, biological process: G protein-coupled receptor signaling pathway. The record is from RefSeq and is a predicted model, not a curated record. Bases 1 to 933 code for a protein of 310 amino acids. The transcript has a single exon. Gene Ontology annotation, cellular component: membrane. Lineage: Eukaryota; Metazoa; Chordata; Mammalia; Eulipotyphla; Soricidae.